Amoebophrya sp. A120 is the source of this 352-nucleotide messenger RNA. NCBI's taxonomy places the organism in Eukaryota, Dinophyceae, Syndiniales, Amoebophryaceae. The record is from the annotation of a GenBank genome assembly.
AUGCGGUGCUCGGAGGAAUCGCUCCUUCGUGUGGUCGGUGUGUUGCGUGUUGGAAGCCGCGCGCAAAGAAGCUACAGGUACUAGAGUGCCAACGGCGGAACAAUGUCGAGGUGUAGUGGCUGAUGUCCUUCAAUAAUUUCUGUCGCGUCUUCAAAUUAUAUUAUGUUUAUCGUGUACUUCUGUAUCUAUGUCUGGAGCUUUUGCUUUUUGUCGCACCGAAAAUGAACAGAAUAAUGCUGGUGGAAGCUGUUGUUGCUUUGAAGACACAGGACUCUCGACGCCGCCUUCACUCAGCAGCGGAAUCGAAUAGACGCAAGUUUUUUCAGUGCUAGAAUCGACUAAGAAAAAGAAU